GUAACUAUUAUCUACCAGUGCUUCGUAGAGUGUUUUUAUAAGAAGAACAAGUUCAUUGGUAAGAACAAUACGCUCAACAUGAAGAUGGUCCAACUGGAAGCAGAGAAUCUGUAUGCAGAGCAACCUAAGGAAAAGGAAUACUUUGUGGCCACCUAUGAGAAAUGUCAGCCAAUAGUGUCUGAGCAAUACAAUAUGUUGAUGGCUUCACCACCAGCUAAGGCAGCACUUAAGCCCAUGUGUAGACCAUUCUUUUCACUCAUACACGUUUGUUUCAUGGAAUAUCACAAGAAGAACGAAUGUCCCUAUUUUCGUUGGCAGAAGAAUGGCAAAUCAGAUGAAAGUACGGCCUGCAGACAGGCCAGAAAUAAAUGCUACGAAAUUGAUGGUAUCAAGCCGCAUGAAUCACAUACUCGUAAUGUAUAGAAUGCCAAAACGAAGGGAGAUAAUAUUCAAUAAACAGUUGCAGAAAUAUCUCAAUGUUCGUAUAUGUUUGGUAAUCAUACAAAGAACUUAUAUUUUAUUUCUAC
Molecule: messenger RNA, 527 nt
Organism: Drosophila sulfurigaster albostrigata
Lineage: Eukaryota; Metazoa; Arthropoda; Insecta; Diptera; Drosophilidae
Gene: Obp58d
Exons: 2
Coding region: 79-423 (114 amino acids)
Source: RefSeq, a predicted model, not a curated record